CCAAUCAGAAGAGUGUCAUUCGGCGAUUCAAAGCUCCAGAGGCAAAACGCUCCCAGCUAUCCCUCUAGUCACAAACUCUCUUCCGACUGUCCUCCAGCUCUGUGCCUGAAGGAAAGCUGCAAGAUGCCGUCCACCCCGACCAAGGAAAACAGCGGCCGCCUGCGGAGCUUCAAGAACCGCGGCAAAGACCAAGACGAGAUGCGGAGACGAAGAAACGACGUUACAGUGGAGCUGAGAAGAGCAAAGAAAGACGAGCAGUCGUUGAAGAGAAGGAACCUGCAAGUUGAACCAGACGAGACUCCUCUGCAGGAGAGCAACAAGACUGUUCCUCUCGACCUCUCUCUCCCCGCCAUUGUCUCCGUGAGCCACCCCCUCCCCCUCUACCACUCUGUGGUCUCUUUGGUCUCUGUUUGGUAGUCUUUUGGUCCCUCUGGUCCACCAGUGGUAGUCAGUGUUGUCUUUGGCCCCAUCCAUGUAGGUCUGUUUAUGUUUUCAUUUGUGCAGCUGAUGCUAGGGUCUGUGAUAACAUUUUCACAUCAUCACGGCACUUCUUAAAGUCUUUCUUUCUCUCUGUUUCUCUCAGUGCUACACAGUCUCGCUGUGAUAUAUAUAUGAGUUGUUCUUAACACUAUGUUAAAGGCCGUUGAACUAUUUUGGUGGACAAGCUUGCCUUAGAGAACUUAGAAUGAGAUUGUAACUGCAGCUUUACUCUUUUCCUCUUCUUCCUCAUAUCCCUCCUCUCUCCACCAGAACAUCAACAGUCUCAAUCCUGAGGCUCAGUUAUCAGGUGUCCAGUCGUGUCGUAAACUUCUCUCCAAAGAGAAAAACCCUCCGAUUGACGCUGUAAUUGGGAGUGGGGUUGUUUCGAAACUGGUUGAAUUUCUUGCAAGAGCCGACAAUCACAAACUGCAGUUUGAAUCGGCCUGGGCUCUGACUAACAUAGCCUCGGGAACCUCUGAACAGACCAUGUUUGUCGUUCAGUCUGGAGCGGUGCCACAUUUCGUGCGGCUGUUGUCCUCUGAACAUCUGAAUGUGGUGGACCAGGCUGUGUGGGCUCUGGGAAACAUUGCAGGCAAUGGCUCUGAUUGCAGGGACUUUACCGUCAGAUGUGGCAUCAUUCAGCCACUCAUUGAUCUCAUCUCAAGAACCACUGGGAUUGCUCAUCUGAGGAACGUGACGUGGACUCUCUCCAACCUCUGUCGCAACAAGAGCCCUCCUCCAGCCUUUGAGGCUGUCCAACAGAUCCUCCCAGCUCUGGCCCACCUGAUCAAGCAUGAGGACCGCGAGGUGGUGUCUGACACCUGCUGGGCCCUCUCCUACCUGACUGACGCCAGCACGGACAGAAUACAGGCCGUCAUCGACUCUGAUAUCGUCACUCGACUGGUCCAGCUACUGGGCUCCUCUGAGAUCAGCUGUGUGACGCCAGCGCUGAGAGCAGUGGGUAACAUAGUGACAGGGAGUGACCACCAGACCCAGCUGGUUCUGGACUGUGCGGCUCUCUCCCACUUCAACAACCUCCUCACACAUCCAAGAUCAAACAUUCAGAAGGAGGCAGCGUGGACCAUCUCCAACAUUACUGCAGGCCAACCAUCACAGAUACAGUCUGUCAUUGACAUGCAACUCAUCCCUCAUCUACUCCAGAUCAUGGCACGAGGAGAGUACAAGGCACAGAAAGAGGCAGUCUGGGCCAUCACUAACCUGACUGCUGGUGGAAAUGUUGAUCAGAUCAUCUACAUCCUGGAGGCCAAUGCUCUGAAGCCACUGUGUGAUCUUCUGGUGGUGAAGGAUGCCAAGAUAGUGCAGGUCCUGUUGGACGGUCUUCUCAAUAUCCUCAAUGCGGCCUCCAAGAGAAGGCUGGUGGAUCAGGUGUGUCUGAUGAUAGAGGAGUGCGAGGGUCUGGACAAGAUUGAGGCUCUGCAGCAGCACAGCAACCAAGACGUCUACAAACUCUCUCUCACCAUCAUCGACAAAUUUCUUCUCUGAGGAGGAAGAAGAGGACCAGUCAAUAGCACCGACAGUCAACUCCACUGGUGGAUUCCAGUUUGCACCUGCCGUGCAGAGUGUGCCUUCCGGAGGAUUCUCCUUCUGAGACUCCGCCCACAUCGUUAAUGAGACUCCACCCACUCCACCACACAUGCACAACAAACUCACACACAAACACUAAACUGACUUGUAUGUUUUUGUCUUGUAAAAAUAAUUAAAGAAUUUAAAACAUCGCAAAAAUCUUUACUGCUAACUAUUAGAAUCUGGUGCAGUACCAUAGGCCUGUCCACUUUUCUCCGUUGUGCCCCUACACUUCGUUUUUCUCCUUUUUGCUGCAUAUUAUUAGUGAAGUAUUUUUUGGGACACUAAACGUAAGGGUUUGGUGAAAGGAGAAUGAUGUUCGCCACCUCCUCUACGCUGCCGUAAGCUCCUGAGCCUAUUUUGAUCUCAGUAAGUCUCACGUUCUAGAGCACGAAGGAUACUCGUCGCGUCGAGCGCAGCCAUUUUUCGUUCAAUGGGCG
This is a messenger RNA of Geodia barretti, 2504 nucleotides long. The record is from the annotation of a GenBank genome assembly. Lineage: Eukaryota; Metazoa; Porifera; Demospongiae; Tetractinellida; Geodiidae.